This is a messenger RNA of Sphaeramia orbicularis (orbiculate cardinalfish), 3054 nucleotides long. RefSeq names its product pleckstrin homology domain-containing family A member 1-like. Lineage: Eukaryota; Metazoa; Chordata; Actinopteri; Kurtiformes; Apogonidae. The transcript is spliced from 12 exons. The coding region runs from base 230 to 1504 and encodes 424 amino acids. The record is from RefSeq and is a predicted model, not a curated record.
ACACCCACCAGGCAGAGGCAGCAUUGGAGCUCGUCCGUGUUGGAUCAGUGGAGAUGGGCUGAGGAGGCAGCGAGGAGCGACCCUAAACACACGUUAAUACCCGUUUAUCCCACACCUUAACGACACAAGAGUUCGGAAUUGUUCCCGGUACCUCUUGCCCCCGCUCUCCUUCCGAUCCUCUCCUCUCCACGCCUGGCCCCAGUAGGCCAGGGAAUGUCCCGGCGUCGAGAUGCCUUACGUGGACCGGCAGAACCGCAUCUGUGGCUUCCUGGACAUCGAGGAAAAUGAGAGCAGUGGCAAGUUCCUGCGCCGUUACUUCAUACUGGACACGCAGCAGGGAAGCUUGGUGUGGUUUAUGGACAACCCACAGAACUUACCUGUUGGUGCAGACUGUGUAGGCUCUCUCAAGCUCACCUACAUCUCUAAGGUCAGCGAUGCCACAAAGCUGAGGCCUAAGGCAGAGUUCUGCUUUGUCAUCAACGCUGGGAUGAGGAAGUUCUUCCUGCAGGCCAAUGAUCAGCAGGACCUUGUGGACUGGGUCAACGCUCUCAAUAAAGCCACUAAGAUCACUGUGCCAAAGGCAUCCGAUGUCCAGCAAAAUUCAGAGAACCAGAAAAGUUUGCCGGAUGUUGUAGGAUCCAAGAAACAAGUCUCCUAUAAGACAGAGAUCAUUGGAGGAGUCCCCAUUGUCACCCAGACACAGCAGGAAGGGGGUGAUGGUGCAGAGAGAGCAGAGCGAGAGGCCAUGCAGCGCUCCCACAGCCAGCUGCCGUACUUCCUGGGAAGGCCAGCUCAGGAGCACACGGUCAUCAAAUCUGGCUACUGUGUGAAGCAGGGAGCUGUGAUGAGGAACUGGAAACGACGAUACUUUCUUCUGGAAGAAAAUUCAAUGAGUUACUUCAAAUCAGAUUUGGAGAAAGAGCCUCUGAGAAUGAUUCCACUGAAGGAAGUUCACAAAGUCCAGGAGUGCAAACAGAGCGACAUUAUGAUGAGAGAUAAUCUGUUUGAAGUCGUCACCACAUCGAGGACUUUUUACAUACAGGCGGACAGUCCAGAGGAGAUGCAUAGCUGGAUCAAGGCGGUCUCAGGGGCCAUAGUGGCCCAGCGCGGACCUGGAAGGUCUGCCGCUACGGAACACGGCGGCCGUUCCACAUUCUACCGCAGCCCCUCGGGUCCCCCCGUCCCUCGCUCGCCCAUAUCUGCCAUGCCAUCAUGUUACCCCGAGUGGGGGGCUGCUGUCACGUGCGGCACAUGCUCACAGCCUGGCGUGGGACAGCGAGCACUUCAUGAGCCUGCUGCCACGGCCCAGUCACAGCCAUGCGCCAGCACGCCUGUCCCUGCAGGAGACACGCCUGGCAAAGUGACAUGCAAGCCACCUGUGACCGUUACCACCAUCACGCACUCAGAGGAGUCACCAUGGCGACGGCGGAGCAACUUUGAGCCACAUUUACCUGAACCGCCCCUAGACCUGGAUGACGCUGACCUGCCGGUGAGCCAGGUCUGAGCCUCUACACCAGACACUUGCUUCUUUAGAUGGACGAUAAAAAGGAAAACAACUGGUGUUAAAAAAAAAGGUCAAGCUGUUGGUGGACGGCGGUGUAAACACAUCACAACUGCUCCUCCCUUUGAAAUGCCGUCAGUGUGGAAGAGAAAAAGUAGGCUCCCCACUGAACUGCACUCUCAACCCAAUCAGAUGACCCACCUUGCCCCUCUAAGCUACCCUGCUCAUGCAUUUAAAAGUGUGUAUUUAUUUCCUUAGAGUUGGUGUUGUCAAACAAAAUACACUUUUCUGUUUCUGUGUGCCAACCAGAAUGCAGCAAGAGACACUUAAUCUACCCUGCGUCGGCACAGCAGUGUUCAACAGUAUUUGUGGGCCUUUGGGAUUUUUGUAAACUACUUUUGUGCCAAGUAAAUAAGGGAGCUUUCAAGGAUGCAACCAAAUCCUUUUCUUUUUGUAAACAGAGAAACUUGACUGAGAUAGACACUCAGACUCUGUUCACACUCACACACUCACACAUGGACACUGGUCAGAAGAACUCCAGUCCGAUCUAACGUCCAAUGAGCAGCUCCACCUAGGACACUUUCCUCAUACGUUCCUAUACUUAUCACCUCUGUAAUCUCUGUACUAAUUACAAGUGUGUGGUCCAUUCAUAAACUCACUAUUGUAGCACUGGAUCUGUCAAAUAUUGUUGGCCAGUGUUAAGUGUACGGUUCAGGUCUCGUCUGACAGCUGUUUGUUCCAAUGCAAAUUAUAAGUCAAAUAUGGAUUCAUGUAGGACUGGAUGCAAAGUCAAACUAUUUCUGCGAUGCAGCGUGUGUAUUAAAAUGCUAACGAUGCCAAAAAUAUCACACAUUUUACUUUGACGCACCAAGCCAUGCCCUUUGUGUUCAGAUCUUUGCAUAGGCAGAAGAUGGUUAUUAGUUGUUAAAUCGGUUAAUCGCUUUCAAGUUUAUUGAAUACAUCCUAAACUAGGACUGGCUUUUUACAGUGAAUUUUCUACUGACAGAGAAGUGAAAUUGUUGUGUGGAAGUACAAAAGAUCAGACAUAAAUAGUCUCAGACUUCUACAUUAACUUCAGUUUAAUGUACCAGAAGACUGACGGUGUGAAUGGGAAUUGGUGAUAGUGCUACAGAGAGAUACCUAAGCUUGUUGUCAUUUUUUUCAUAAAUACCAUCUUAAUAAUUUAACUGAAAAACUCUCAAGACACUUCAUGUUAAUAUUUUAGUGAUUCCUUAUUUGUUAGUUACUCUUUACUGUGUUUGCAGAACAGAGCUGUGUUCAAGUCUUUGUAGUCGACUGAUUUUUCUUUGCUUGUAGACGCAUAUUCCAGACGGUUCACCCAGUAGCAGGCAGCAGCCUCAUGGUCUAAUACAAAACUAUCCCACUGUAAUCUCGCAAAAUAAUAUACACUAAUAUUUUUUUAAGUGCCUGCUUUAUUUUUAUCCCGACAAAGCUAAGGUGUUUCAUCCCCUUUCAGUCCAACGUAAUUGGUUUGAAUUGUCUUCUCUAUUUAUUAUGUGGAUGACUUGAAAGAAAUAAACACUGAAAAUGUG